AGCACUUUGUAAGUACACGUUGCUAGUAUUUUUGUUAUCGUAAUUAUGUUUUUCAUACAUGAACACGGUAAUGUAAGUGUGGCCGAGCAUUGUUAAAAUACACAAAGAGAAUGUCAGACACAUUUCAGUAGUAAAGUGAGACCAGUAGGGGGGUCGGAUCGCUUUCUCCUGAUCUCCGUGCAGCCUCUCGGUCAAGUUCACAUCUCAGAGGUGAGUGAGAGAGGGAGAACACUUCCCUCUCCAGCAUCACAAACACGGGAUGCGCUUCAUCGCUUUGGGGAGUGGAUGGAUGGAGGGGACAGGGUCAUGAAGGUAACCACAUCCAUUGGGUUUGAUUUAGGGGGCUGUUACCGCAGGAUCCUAUCCAUUAUUAAUAAUCCGCGGAAGAGCGAGCGGGAGAUCCUCGAACCGAAGCGCAACCAUCGGCGAGUCAUGUCCCCAACUGACAGCGCUUCCAGAGGAGCCGACGAAGAGGACAAAGGAGGAUGAAGGAGACAGGAGGCGAAGAGGCAGAGGGGGAUUAUAAUGAAGUUGAGUGGCAAAGGACUGUGCACCAUCGUCUCCAGCAGUCUGCUUUUACUGUGCGCCCUGAGCGCCGUGGUCGUGGGAUUCAGAUGUAUCGCACUGGGCUCCAGGGUGCGAGCGCACUUCCACCUGGGCGCCGCGGCCGGCGCGUUUUACUCGGGGAUCCUGGUGGCUUUCGGGCAGGUCCUGAUGUGGAUUGCGCUGGUCUUUUGUCAGGGCAAGCCACGUUGUAGGAAUUUCUUCCUCUUUGGGAUCUUAGUGUUUCUUCUGGGGGUCCUGACGGCGCUCUCGGGCGCAGUGGUGGACGGCGACACGGUGUCGCUGGUGGAGAGGAAGUACGCGCACUAUUGCCUGGACUCUGUUGAUCUAAACCCUGCGUGCGACCGGCUCAAGGUGUACCAGAGGGCUCUGAUGGUUUCCACCAUCCUUAAUACUCUGGAGUGUGUCCUGGGGCUCAUGAACCUGGUGAUUAUAAAGCGCUACCAAGCGGCGCGUUUUCACCGGAGACGCCGCGCGCAGAGACGGAGCGCGCGGACGCUCAUCCUCAGCGAGGAGCGCGACUUCGCGGUCACGGAGUUCCAGCCGGUGUCCUACAUCAACCUGGGGGUGUUACACGCUUUGAACGAGGCGGACGGGGAGGUCCACUGCAGGGGCCACCCGUCCAUGGAGCUCCCGGGCUAUUCACCCUCGGAUCCGGAGCUCAAUCACACGUACCCGUUUUCUUUCCCACUUCACAACGAGAUGCCACCCGCCUACGAGGACAUAUUCCCCAGAGAAACGUGUCACGAUUAGCGAGCGAGUUCUUGUGUAUUGUGGGGAAAGUUGCAGUUUUGCAGUGACAAUCACGCAUUCCGCACACUGAACUUGACAUGUAAGUGCAAUGAUCAUAUCGGGAUGACAGGUUUAUAUAUAGACUAAUGUAAACGAUGCUGGCAAUGAACUGAUGACAAAGUAAAUAUAUACAGAAUGAAAUGAUUAUUUAUUAUGCAGUAUUUGUUUUAUCGGCCCUCCUGACUGAUUGUGUUCCUAAUUUAUUGCUAGUCAUAAAAUCCUGAACAAAUUUCCUAUUGGAUUUUCUAUUAUUGGAACCAAUCCUUAAGAAUCCUAACAGGAAUUUGUACAGGUUCCCAAUAGAACUAAUUAUCAAUUAGUUUCAGAAAUUAACUUUUACAUUAAGGGGCAAUACUUGACCUCGGGAUUUGAUUUUCAGGAGCAUUUUUUGUUUUUCAAAUUUUAAAUCCUUUGCAUAAUCAUAUAUUUAUAUCAAAUAUGUCAGUUUAAUCUAUUCAUUUAUUGAGAACUGAUUACCUUUUAUUGAAAAAUGAAAUCAACAUCAAUUCAUAUUUAUGCAACAAUAUGUAUAAUUUUUUUUACCCCCACAUUUUGGAUUUUGUGGGCAUUUUUUUACCCCAAGCCCACCAAACAUUUUGGCCCUGUAACCAACUGGAUAAAAUACA
Molecule: messenger RNA, 1982 nt
Organism: Xyrauchen texanus (razorback sucker)
Lineage: Eukaryota; Metazoa; Chordata; Actinopteri; Cypriniformes; Catostomidae
Product: transmembrane protein 271-like
Exons: 1
Coding region: 526-1317 (263 amino acids)
Source: RefSeq, a predicted model, not a curated record